AUGUCAUCAGCCCCUGGCAAGAAAGUUGUAUCACCGGACGCUGAAAACUCUUGGACUGCCACGGUAUAUCUUUAGGCGCUCUACCUGAAUUUUUUUUUCUCUCAAAAAGACAAUAAGUAAAUGAAAAUUUUUCAGCUUGGUAAAGCGCUACGACCGGGACAAGAUUGGCCUGACAAAGACGAACUUCUUGACGUCGUCUAUUGGGGAAAGCAGGUAUUCAGGCAUUAUCAUUCUUCAGCGGAAAAUUCCCACAAAAAUUUCAAGGUUUUAUCUCUUUUCGUUGGCAUCGUUUUCGGUGUGACUCCUCUCUACGGAAUUCUGGCUCUGAUCGGAUAUGUUGCCAUCUCAUCUGUCAUUGCUCAACACUACGUAGUCAAAUUUCAAAAAGUACUUUUUUUGGUUUUUUUUUUUUAACAGUUUAUAUUGUUUCACAGGUAGAUGAGGAAGAAGUCGGUGGGUUCUGGGAACUGGCCAAAGAAGGAUUUGGCGCGGCGUUCGCGACAUUUAUGGUUACCUGGAUCACCAUCUACACUACUCUCCAUCACUAA
Molecule: messenger RNA, 548 nt
Organism: Caenorhabditis auriculariae
Lineage: Eukaryota; Metazoa; Nematoda; Chromadorea; Rhabditida; Rhabditidae
Source: the annotation of a GenBank genome assembly